CCCACACACUGCCACACACGGACAAGUUAGUUUCAAGCUCACUUCAAGUCAUAAAAUACGGAAAGCGAAAGAGUCACAAAACUGGUGGGCAUGCAAGACAUCAUUUUUUAAAGAUAUAUCGUGAAAAAACAAAGCCAUUGUUCGCUCACUUUAGAAAAUGGUAUGUUACUGAAAGACGAACUUCCGUGUGAAAUCUGGAAAACUAGAAAUGUCGUAUAUAAAGUCAGCCAAGAAAAAAUCGUACAUCUGCAGACGGACUCGAAUUGUUGUUACUGCCAAAUAAGUCCUUCGCGACGGAACUGGAUGAGCUCAGAAUGGCUUCGUCUACGAGAAGAUCCUGGAAACUCCAGGAUUUUGUCGCACACACUUCCAAUGUCAACUGUCUCGCAUUGGGUCACAAAUCGGGACGUGUUUUGGUCACUGGUGGCGAUGACAAAAAAGUUAAUUUGUGGGCUGUUGGAAAACAAAACUGUAUUAUGAGCCUAAGUGGGCACACUACUCCAAUAGAAUGUGUGAGAUUCGGUCAAACCGAAGACCUCGUAUGCGCUGGUUCGCAAACCGGAGCACUGAAAAUUUGGGACUUGGAGCAUGCCAAACUAGCUCGUACAUUAACUGGCCACAAAUCAGGAAUCCGCUGCAUGGAUUUCCAUCCUUACGGAGAAUUGCUGACGUCUGGAAGUUCAGAUACUGCUAUUAAAUUGUGGGACAUUAGAAGAAAAGGUUGUAUAUUCACAUAUAAAGGACACAACCGAACUGUGAACAGUUUAAAAUUUAGUCCAGACGGGCAAUGGAUUGCCAGCGCUGGAGAAGAAGGAAUGGUGAAGUUAUGGGACUUAAGGGUAGGUAGACAAUUAAGAGAGUUUUCUGAGCACAAGGGACCAGCAACGACUGUAGAGUUUCACCCUCAUGAAUUUCUAUUGGCAAGUGGAAGUGCUGACAGAACUGUUCAUUUUUGGGACUUAGAGUCGUUUCAGCUUGUUUCUUCGACUGAACAAGGCAAUUCUUCUCCUAUUAGGUGUCUCUAUUUCAGUCAAGGAGGGGAAUGUCUUUUUGCUGGUAGUCAAGACGUCCUGAAAGUUUAUGGAUGGGAACCAGCCAGGACUUUGGAUACAAUUCCGACAGGUUGGGGUAAAGUGCAAGAUAUAGCAGUCGCUCAAAAUCAGUUGAUCGGAGCAAGUUGUCACAUGUCAAAUGUUGUUCUCUACGUAUGCGAUUUAAAGAAAACAGCACCGCUUGGAGACAUGUCCAGUGGUUUAUCUUUUAGCCAUGGAAACUCUUUAAGAAAAAGUUUUUCUAGGGAAAGACCUCCGGAUCUGAAAAAGCACACACUAGAUGUGAAGACCAUUGAAGAAGUAGCAGACAAGUCAGGAACUGAUCCUGAAGACGAGGUAACGCUAGCGGAAAUACCAAACGUUUCUGAUUACCAAGACAUCUUCCAGCCGAAUCGUUCACUGUGUCGCACACCACCUCCUCCAGAUACCGAGGCUUUCCUGGAGCCUCAAGCAUUAGAUCCGACACAACCUCAAAUCCUUCGAAAUUUGUCGAGCUCAAUGUUAGACUUAGACAAGGAUGAAGCAGAGGAAGAAAGCAAAUCUCCAUCAUCCUUACCCCCACCUCCAAUCCUUUCGUUGUCAAAACCUGUCCCGGUACGUGCUCAUCCCAUCAAAUCAUCUCCUCCUUUGCAUAGAAAUGUGAUAACUUCCACGAGUCAAAUUAAAGCUAAUCUUCAGGCAAGUAGCAUGUCUGCUAGUAGAAACUCUAAAAAUUUUACUCCUAUCCCACCUUUGCGGCAGAGUAUCACCCCAGUUCCUGGAAAAAAGAAUAUUCCUAGUAUCGGAAGUUCAGUGCAUUCGCAUGUUGCACCCCAACCCCUCGGUCCGCAGAGAUCGAAUUCUACACUCACGCCGAGAGUAGCGCCAAUGGCGGCUGUGGCGCCUGUGAUGGACGAUGGCAAAUUGAAAAACCGUGCCCCUAGUCCGGACUCUCCAAAACAGUACCUGAAGAGGCAAAGCAGCUGUAAGGAGGGAGAGCAGGGCUACGAGAGUGAUUAUCCUGUACAGAUUAACAACAUAAGGCAUAGCCCUUCGGAUCCUGCGUUAAAUAGGCCGAGUACAGCGCAGUCUCGAUCAACGUCAUUAGGUCGAAAUUUUGUCAACUCGACGCCUUUGUCAGCUCGAAACAUUUCAAUUUCGAAGAAAACGAAUAAAGCACAGAUCGCCCCAAACCCGAAGACAGAUUCGCGAAUCGCUCAAUUAAGGCCAACCAUUAAUAAUACGGAGAAGGAAGAAUUCGUACCCAUGACAGCAGACAGGCCGUAUGGCCUAGAUAUGGAUACAUUUUUGCCGAGCAAUUAUAAGGCAACAACGGCGUUAGUGUAUACGCAAGUUGGAGUACUUGCCGAAAUGUCCGAAGCAGAAGUACUUAGUAGCAUGAUGCGAGGACACGAAUCUAUGAUGGCUGUUUUAACGAGUCGACAUCGGUCGCUUCAAAUAAUUUAUUCGCUUUGGCACAACAAAGAUCUCAAGGCGUUGAUCAAUAUGAAGGGAGGUAAAAUUGCAGUGUUAGGCAGCAUGAUAAAUAGAAAGGGUGGAAUGCUAGAUGGCCUCUAUGAUACAGACGGGAUACUGCAUAGACGCGUUGAGAGACUUUUUAGGGAUAAUUGGUACGUGACCGUCGGAUGUUCCGCUUUGAGGCUGAUUCUUCGAAAUUUCGCACCGGUUAUUAAAUCAAAUGUGGAAGCACCUUUGCAUAGCAUUGGUGUGGAUGUGUCCCGCGAAGAGCGAUAUCACAAGUGUCAUUCCUGUUUCGAGCAGCUCAUGACAAUAAGAAGUGUUUUACUGAAAAAGCAGGCAUUGCCAGGGAAGUUGGGGGCCUCAUUUCGCGAGUUAGACGAGCUGAUGAAAAGCCUCGAAUGACCAAAGUGACGGAUCGUGCGACCAUGUUCCACUAAAUUAAGCCGCCAAAUCGCCCGUGCUGCCCCGAGAAAUCUAAGAACCCGGAGAAAAAUAAGUCUGCCAAGAGAUAACGAAGUAACAAAGUUAAGUUCUUGGUUUCCAGUGUGACUGGGAAGCAUUGACUUGUCGCUUCGUCGUUGAAUGCCAUAAAAUAUACGUGCGUCGGCGCUCGCUACAAAGAACAAUCUUCGAGAAAAGAUUCGACUGUCAAAAAAGCGACGAUACGACAAGCGCACGCUAAAAGAGAGAAAGGUCGUCGUCAUCUCUUCCUGAAACUUCAGAAUACUUUGCUCUAGAAUCGCAUCCAAAGCAGUGCAAAGUUUAACGGUCUUGCCAAUUUUUGUUAAAAGGAGAGCAUUCGCACUCCUGAUAAUCCUAUAAUCUCGAUAGUAAUGAAAAAGCGAUAAUAACGAGUAAUAACUAACUUACAGUAACUUUUUUUAUCUUAACAAAUUCUAUUUUUUCGAUUUCAAUCAAGGGCGACCAUAGAAUAAUGCUCGCUCGAUAAUACUUUUACAAAAAUCUUGGCAGAAAGACAAUCUCAAUAAGGAAAAAAGAUACGUUUCACUUUUCCUCAAGUGUAAUUCAUUUUAUGUCAAUUUAGAGAGUUUAAUCGAAGGCGUGAAAUAGUCGUACUGCAAUCUAAAAAUGGCAAUUAAAAAUAUAUAAAUUCUGAUUUAAAUCUAAAAAAAAGGAUACAAUAUAUUGAAUAUAAAUGACUAGGUUUCAAAUACAUUUAUACAUUUUACCCUUAAAGGUAUCAACAUUUUAUAACGCCAACCGAUUUUAAUGCACAAAACUAUUGUCUGCCUUUUACGUGCAUCUAGCACGUAUUUAAUCUUUUCUACAGUCUAUUCAAAAUUCUACCGAUGUCUUAAAUAUCUGUAAAAAGAAAAUCUGAGGCAGAAACUUGAUUUGGUUGUAUUGGAGGCACGCCUGGCCGCCCCCGAGAGCGAAUCAAAUGGAUCGUUCCCGAACGGUUCGCUGUCCUUGCUCAAACUUUAUUCGUCUCUUUGUUCCUUAUUCGAUGAUUGUCCUGAGCCCAUCAUUCACCGGACUUUCUUUUUUUUGCACGCAUAAAUAACUGGCAGGUUCGACUAGAAAAUUGAAAUGCAAAAACAGGAGUAACGGAACGGAUAUUUUCUUCGCGUCUUUCAGUAUUUUUAGUUAUCAAGAGUUUCAAGUUUCAAUGCAUGCGAACAGUUCGAUUUUAUUCAGAAAAAUAUUCUUUGAUUUUAGUAAAUUAAUUAAUUUUUUGAACUGGGUAGUAUCUAUUUCGUCUCAAUUGAAAACUGUACUACUUAGAAAAUAUUUAUUAUCCAGUCCUGACUGAAUUUAGUAAAUACAAAAUAUAUCGAGGACAUAAAUUGGAAAAGUAUUCUUGAAAUCUAUUUUCGAGUAGCGAUCAAAAUAAUAAAAUACUAUUGAGACAUACCUCUUUCACACCAAUGCGUGCUAAAAAUUUAACUUUUUAACUAAAUCUCGAGUCAACUUGACGAUUCCGUCCAAUAUAUUUUUAUAAGAGAACGGGUGCAUGCAUUUUAAUGAGCUUUCUUCCACUUGCUAGAUACUGGCAAAUAAAUAUGAAACAAAUACUACAAUGUUUAUUAGUUACCGGAAAUGAUAAAUGAUGAAGCAGCCGAUCUUAAAAAUUUACAUUCGAAUGUAAGUCUGUAUGUUGUCGCGAGAUAUAAUUUUUCGUUACUUCACAAUCAUGUGCGAAGUCAGAUCUUUUCUGUCUACGCUUUUGUUAUUAAGUUUUUCAUCCCGAGACUGAUCGCAAGUAAUUCUUUUUAGAAAAUUUGUUGAACUCUUCCGCGAAGCGUGAGUUUGUACUUUUUACUACUUUUUCGCUUGUUGUCCUUAAAGCUCUUAGUUGUGUUUUACAUACUUUUUACCCCAGUGAAAGCGAACUGAAUUCAUUUUACGGUGUCUUACUUACAAGACAAUGUAGCGAUAGAUAUUUAUUUGCAAUCAAUAAAAUGGUUUUCGCAAUCUUCCAUCGUGUUCUCGAUUUGAAACACGGAAUUUUUAGCCACUAUUUGAAAUAAAUAAAUAAUAAAUUAAAAAUAAGGACUAGAGUUUGGAUCAAAUCGUGGUUGCGCAAAUGGUUUUAUAGUCCGUGGUCGAGCGAGGUCUCGUGCAAAUUUAAUGAAUUGGUAUGAACGUCGAAGGUACUAACGAGUCUUUGGUAACGACCAAUCGAGCUUGGUGAUUAUAAACAGUCUAAUCUUUAACUUCCACAAUUUAUUCUACUUGCAUGUAUGAUAAACGUGUAUAAUAAGUGAACAUUUUAUUUUUCGACGAUUGUACGAGUUUCAAGUUUACCUCCGAAGCGACGAUCGUCUAGGCACUAAAAUUCGCAUUGUAAAAAGUAAUAAUAAUGUUAACUGUCGAUAUUUUAA
Molecule: messenger RNA, 5359 nt
Organism: Belonocnema kinseyi
Lineage: Eukaryota; Metazoa; Arthropoda; Insecta; Hymenoptera; Cynipidae
Gene: kat80
Product: katanin p80 WD40 repeat-containing subunit B1
Exons: 14
Coding region: 315-2915 (866 amino acids)
Biological process (GO): microtubule severing; microtubule depolymerization
Cellular component (GO): katanin complex
Molecular function (GO): microtubule binding
Source: RefSeq, a predicted model, not a curated record